Messenger RNA from Coregonus sp. 'balchen', 731 nucleotides. NCBI's taxonomy places the organism in Eukaryota, Metazoa, Chordata, Actinopteri, Salmoniformes, Salmonidae. The record is from the annotation of a GenBank genome assembly.
AUGUCGAAUAAGUAAUUUGUGUCUAUUUCACGAUAAUCUGUGAUAGUGUGUUGCAACGACCUAUGAAUGACUACUGCUGCUCCAUAACUAGGCCAUUUGGUCCCUAGGUAUUUACCAAGUGUGUUGAAAUAAGUAUCACAGAGUACCAUUAGUACCACGUAGUGUCUUUAAAUACCAAGUAAGGAGCAGCUCAGACACACCUGGAAAAUAAAGUGUCUGGGUGGCUGAUUUGAAUGCCUAACUUGAUUAAUUUUGGUGUUUCCUCUGUGCCAAUACAAACACUCUCUCUCUCUCUCUCUCUCUCUCUCUCUCUCUCUCUCUCUCUCUCUCUCUGACUCUCUCUCUCCUUCCCUCUCCUUCUCCCUCCCUGCAUCUAGGCUUAGUGUGUUUGCCAAGCUGUAUGACAACAUCAAGGGUGAUAGGAACAAGUGUGUGAACCUGAUCCAGAUGGCCUCCCAGAGAACGGCUGAGAUGAGGGAGAAGUUCAAGAUCCUGGAAAACGAGAUUGAGAUCCUCAGAACCAACGCCAUCAACAAAGACAAGUGAGAGAGAUAGGGAGUACAUCCCAUCCUCAAAACAACAUUCAGACGUUCACCACCCUGUUCUGAUGUAAGAUUAUGAACAUCCUGCGCGCGUGUCUGUCUGCGUUCCACAGGCUGCUCCAGAAGUCCCGUCUAAAGCACUUCCACAGCCACACCGUCAGAGACAGCCUGAGGAACGACAUCUCCAAG